Humulus lupulus (European hop) is the source of this 1182-nucleotide messenger RNA. Its product is annotated as S-adenosyl-L-methionine:benzoic acid/salicylic acid carboxyl methyltransferase 1-like. Gene Ontology annotation, molecular function: S-adenosylmethionine-dependent methyltransferase activity. The record is from RefSeq and is a predicted model, not a curated record. The transcript is spliced from 4 exons. Lineage: Eukaryota; Viridiplantae; Streptophyta; Magnoliopsida; Rosales; Cannabaceae. Gene Ontology annotation, biological process: methylation. The coding region runs from base 1 to 1182 and encodes 393 amino acids.
AUGGAAGAAGGGCAAGUUUUCCCCAUGAAUAGUGGUGCCGGGAAAGCUAGCUAUGCAAACAACUCCUUACUUCAAAAAACGGUGAUUUCCAAAGUAAGAGCCACGGUGGAAGACAGUGCCUUAGAGGUUUAUUUCAAAACCUCUCCAGAGAGUAUGAGAAUUGCUGACUUAGGUUGCUCUUCUGGGCCAACUGCUCUUUCCGUUGCAUCUUACAUUUUGGAUGCAAUAUUGUUUCAACUGAAGCAGAUGAAUCAGAAGAAGCCAUUGACACUCCAAGUGUUCCUCAACGAUCUUCCUGGGAACGAUUUCAACACCGUGUUUCAAUCGCUUUCGAGCUUCUAUGAGAGGUUGAAGAAGAAGAAGAAGAAUGAUCCCAUAUGCUUUGUCAUGGCCGUGCCAGGGAGCUUCUAUGGAAGACUUUUCCCUAAUAACUCCAUGCACUUCAUUCAUUCUUCUUAUAGUUUGCAUUAUUUGUCUAAGGCUCCAAAUGGAUUAGUUAGCGAAACUGGAGUAACACAUAACAAAGGGAAUAUUUAUAUUACAAAGACAAGUCCUGAUGUGGUUGUGAAAACAUACUUGAGACAAUUUGAAGAGGACUUCACAGUCUUUUUAAGGUGUCGUUCCGAAGAAAUGGUCAUUGGUGGUUGUAUGGUACUAACGAUGAUGGGCAGUGCUAUAAGUAAUGACCCUAAACAUAUGUUGGAGAUUGUGGGAAGGGUGUUAAAUGACUUGGUCUCUCAGGUAUGUGGUACAAUUACUCAUCUUUUUUCUUUCGUAAUUUAUUUUCAUAUAAAUAUUGCUAAAAUUAUUUUUGGCAUAAUUGAAGAAAAAAGUGUGGACAAUUUUAACGUACCAGCUUAUUGUCCGACGGAGAAGGAAGCGAGAAAGGUGAUUGAAGAAGAUGGAUCUUUCAGGUUGCAAAAGCUCGAAGUUUUCCAACUUCCUUGGGAUGCUGGUUUUAAUGAAUCGAAAGGCAAAAACGAUAUUAAUAAUAAAUAUGAUAGAGGGAAAUAUAUUUCAGAUUACAUCAGAGCGGUUUUAGAGCCAAUUCUGAUGAAACAAUUUGGAGAAAGUCUCAUCAUCGAUGAUUUCUUUGAGAGGUUUACCCAAAAAAUUAUUGAAUCUAUUGCCAAUGAAAAUUGGCACUACGUAAACUUGGUUAUUUCGUUGACAAAGAAUUAA